Molecule: messenger RNA, 3014 nt
Organism: Orbicella faveolata
Lineage: Eukaryota; Metazoa; Cnidaria; Anthozoa; Scleractinia; Merulinidae
Source: RefSeq, a predicted model, not a curated record
GGACGCUUCAAAAUUUCGGACUUUUUUAUUUUCGGACGCUUUUUUUUGUCCGAAAUUAUAAUCGUCCGAAAGUUUUUGCAGGUAAUGUAAAUGGAAACGACUAUUUUCACUUUUAACGAUAGAACUUCUCGCUGUCCAUGGAGCGAGUGUUAAAUUUCACCAAUUUUUUUAUGAAUUUCUUCUUCUUUUUGCAGGUCACAUGUGUAAUCGACCUCUUGGCAUGAUGACGGGAGGCAUUAAAAAUUCAGCCAUCACAGCGUCGUCCAUGUGGGACAAAUUCCACGGUCCUCAUUUAGCCAGGCUUAAUGCACGACGCAUGGGCAGAUACCAGAGCGCUUGGUCAGCCAGGUACAACAAUCGUCACCAAUUUCUGCAGCUGGAUCUUGGCCGAAUAUCUAAGAUCAUACGUGUUGCUACACAAGGUAGAGCCAUGGCAAGUCAGUGGGUGACGGUGUACUAUCUCUCAUUCAGUGUGGAUGGAGUGCACUUUGCUAGGUACAGGAAGAACUCCCGAGAUAAGUAUUUCCGUGGCAACCGUGACAGAAACACUAUAGUGUACAACUCAAUCAUCCCGUCUAUUCGUGCUCGCUUCCUCCGAUUCCAUCCGUGGGGCUGGAGAAGUCACAUCUCUAUGCGCGUGGAGGUGUUUGGCUGUGCUCUAGGUGCAUGUGGGGCUCCACUGGGUCUCGAAGAUGGUCGUAUUUCAAAGAAUGCCAUGACAGCUUCUUCCAUGUGGGAUAGGCGACAUGGUCCGUACAGAGCCCGAUUAAAUAUUCUCAACCGCGGAGGCACUGGUGCUUGGUCGUCACGAUAUAACAACGUGUUCCAGUGGCUGCAGAUAUAUCUUGGUUACGUCACAAAGGUUGUUGCUUGUGCAACGCAAGGACGAUACGACGCCAACCAAUGGGUGAAGAAAUACGAGAUUAGCUACGGCUUGUUUGGCAAUAAGAUUAAGUUUUACAGCAUCAACAGAAAAGUUCAGAUGUUCCCUGGUAACAGUGACAGGAACACUGUUGUGUAUAACCGCCUGUACCCCGGUUUCAAAGCGCGUUAUGUUCGUAUAUAUCCCAAACAGUGGCAUGGCCAUAUCUCUAUGCGAGUGGAACUUUAUGGCUGCAAUAAGGCCAUGUUCCGUAUGUGUUUCCAACCUCUUGGAAUGCAAAAUGGCCGUAUUCCAAAUCAUGCUAUCAGAGCUUCCUCGUCAUGGGAUGGGAACCAUAAUCCAUCUCGGGCUCGGCUUAACCAGAGACGUGUCCACCGUCUCGUUGGCGCGUGGUGUGCAAGACGUAAUGACCGAAACCAGUGGCUGCGGAUCGACCUCAGGAGACCCACCAGGAUAACAAAAGUCACCACUCAGGGGAGGGAUGAUGCAACCCAGUUUGUCAGGACCUACUAUUUGUACUACAGUCAGAAUGGAAGGACUUUCUUACCCAUCAAGGAAGGAGGGAAGAUUAAGCUGUUCCGAGGCAACUUUGACCGAUAUUCCUUGGUAGAACAGCCAAUCGACCCGCCUGUUAACGGACACUAUGUACAAUUUAACCCCAGAUCUUGGCAUGGUCACAUAUCUAUGAGGGUCGAGGUGUACGGUUGUCGUGCAGAUUAUCCUGUCAUUUCCCGACCUGUCGUGCGCCCUGUCAUUAAACCUGGCCGUGGCUGUUCUAAGGUUGCCCUUCGCUGCUACUUCAACAUCCGCGGACGAAGAAACAGCCGAUUCAUUGCACGUGUGCAAUGGAUUGUGAACAAGCGAGUGACCAAAACAGAAACCGUGCGAGGAACUCAUGCUGAGCUCUUGGAAAACACUUAUGGCUUCAAGGCUGGAACAACGGUUGCAUGCAAAGUAAGGGCACGAUACUCCAGUGGUAAGGAUUGGACAAUGACCACGAGAAGUAAAGACUUCUUUGCAGGCAUCAAGGUUCAUCCAAAGGCUUUUUCAAUGACAGACAGCUCCGGCUGGAAACUGAUCAAACUACGCACCUCUAUUCCAAUCAGAUGCCGCGGUCGAAGGAGAUGUUUUGUAGGCCUAAAGCUUGAGUCACACUCCCGUUUUGUAACAGACAGGUGCCGGAUGAUGCUGACUGAAAGAAACAGGAAGAAUUACGGAUUUUACGUGAAGCCUGUGCGUGAUUUCAGAAAGCUGAAAAGGCAGAAUAUCCGUAUUCACUUCAGCCCUAUAAGAUCCACGCCUGGGCUCUGUGGAUUUUGGAAAGGAUACAGACUUCCCCCUAUCAAGGUCAUAACAUCCAACCGAGGCUUCAAGAAAUGUCAGGGAACUGGAGACCCACAUUAUCGAACAUUUGAUAACAAGUAUUACGACAUUUUGAGGAACGCUGGAACUUACGUUAUGGUGAAGAGUCUGAGAAGGAACUUCGAGGUACAUGCGCGUAUCUGGCCGUGCUGGCGAGUGGUGUGUAACUGCGGUGUGGCUAUCCGUGAGAACAAUGACGUGGUGACUAUUGACAUGUGUAACGGAGCUUGGCGCAGGACCAGUCCACGUGUUGUACAGAAGUCACCACGACCUCUCGGCAACCGAAUGAGAAUCCGAAGAUAUGGAUCUGGUCAAAGCACGCGUUUUAAGGUCAUGAUGAGGUCAGGAGCUGUGGUCGAAGCUCACUGUGCAUACUGGGGAAUGAGUUUGUACGUCACAGUCCCUGGUGCAGACACCUCAGCUACUGUGGGACUCUGCGGGAACAACAACGGGAAUCCACGUGACGAUCUGGAGGGAAAAGGCAUUUACACGUUUGCCAGGAAGUACAUGUAAGUAACAGGAGGAUAGCCUUGUCGACAAGGAAAACUGCUGCUUGGAUAAACAACAACAACAACAACAACAACAACAAUCCUACUUAGAUUUACUUUAGGACCAAACGAGUCUUUGCUUUACUUACUUUUUAGUUACAAAAGCUGCUAGAUCAAACUGGAAGAUAGCUCGGGUCCACAAGGAAAACUGCAACUAAGAUUUACUUUAGAAGCAAAGAAGUCAUUGCCUAACUUAUUGGUUAUAAAGGCUGCUAGAUCAA